AUGAGUCGGAAAGGGUGGAAGCGGCCAGAUGACGUUGCCAUCAAGGACCUCCAGGGCAAUGCGCCUCGAGUGGAGGACCAGGUGGACCCGCAGUACGACGAAUACUUGGCCCUUCUACAAGAGCGAAACAGAAUUCUCAAGCGCAUGAAAAAGAAGACCGAUGAAGAGGUGGAGCGCGAGCGGAAGGAGGCCGGCUUCUCGCUGUAUGUGAAUGGGCCGCAUCGGUCUGGGCGCGACCGCCGGGCCACGCCGGGAUCGAGGACAGGGUCUGCUCGGAGACGACCGCUGUCAAAGCGACAGGGGUCGUCCCGCGGCGGCCGUGCAGAUGCUGCCGACACCCACACCGAUGGCGACGACGGUGGCGGUGAUGUAUCACCCAAUAUGGAGCGCCCGCCCGGGUCGCGUCGGCGCAACUGGCAGCCGGCAGACUUUGAGAUCCGCACAGGCCAGGGGCAGCGCAGGACGGUGGUUGCGCCAAGUAUUCUCACGGGCGCAUACGAGGACGAUUUUGAUGCGGACGAACAGGAUGAUGAUGACGGCGACGGCAAUGAAGAUGAGGAUGAAGUCGUGGAUGAGACAGAUGCACGUGGCGGCAGCGUGAGUGAUGCACACGAUGAUGGUGAUGAUGACGAUGGUGGUGAUGAUGUGGCCGAGGAGCAGCACAUACGAGACUUUGACCACACUGGCGAUGGGGAUGCUGAUCAGCACGAGCGCUCCGGCGAAGCGGCGGGGGAAGUGGUGCGCGAGUCCAUUGAGUCGUGGCCCCUGGACACCACAACGCCAACUGGCGGUAACGGCGAUGGCGAUGAUGAUGGUGGCGUUCAUGAUGACAGUUUGCUUGAGGAAGGCCCAGCACGGACACAAACGCAGUCGCCCACCCCUCACGUGCACGGCAUCGGCAUUACCGACAGCCACCAGCAGUUGGAGGGGGCGGUGAUGGACGUGACCCAGGACAUCCCCACCGUGGUGGGCGACACCACAUCUGCGCUACCACAUGGUGAUGAGGACAGGGCCGCCGUCACAGCACGCAGCGACGAUCGCAGCGACGAUGUCAACAACGAUGAUUACAGCACCAACGGCGUUCGCUCCGUCGCCAACCCACAUAUCAGCGGUGAUGGCAGUGCUGAUCACGAUGCAGACAGCGUAGAUGGAGGCCGCACCAGCAUUGAAGACGACAACGCAAGCAUGGCCUCUGCAGACUCGUUCCAGCCGGGAACACUCACGCGCAACACGACAUUCGUGCUUGAAUCGCCGGCAGAGCUCGGGUUUGAGCUGCCGCGCGCUGAGGAAACGCUGAGGCCGCUGCACCCCGACAGCAGCGACAAUGAUGACACUGAAGGCGAUGGCGAUGGUCGAUGUGGGACGAGUGAUGGUGAUGAGGAGACAAGGGGUGGUGGUACGUCGACGGUAGCGCGUGGCAGCGGCGGCGGCGGAAGCGUUUUGAGGGCGGCCAGGGGCUCUGUGAAGCGAAUCAAGACCGAGCAGGCGACAAAGGCCGGGAAGAGAGGGAGCCACAAUGGCAGCAGCACCCGGGAUGGUGGCAGUGAUGGUGGAGAUGAUGCAGGGAAAGGGGAGGGCAAGGCGGCGCGUGCAGCAGAGGCGAGAAAACGGUUGAGAGAGCAGAAGAGGAAGCUGGCUGCAGAGAAGCGGCGAACAGGCGCAGGCGAACGCGAACCGUGGAGAGUGGAGUUUGUUGGAGUUGAGGGUCAGGCCACGAGUGUGAUUGGUUCCACAGACGCCAGCACGAGUGGAAGCAGCAGCAGCACCACGGUGUCGCUGGAGAAGGCGUGGAAGCGGCUGAAGCGACACGGGCGAUCGCUGAUCAUCCGACCGAAGAGCACAUGGACGGACUGGGUUGGCGUCACGCAGGACGUCGGCCUCACAAAGAUUGAGGUCCUGGACGCUUUUCUGCAACCCAUUGCUCCUGGGCCCAACACGUGGCUGCUCGCUGUCAACGACGCGUUCGAUGCACACACACACGAGCUGCUGACUUCUGGCCCUGCCAACACCACCGACGCCGCGCACAUGUGGCUUUAUCACGUGCAGGACGACGCGUGGCCUGCGCUGCGGCUUCGGUUCGAGGCCUCGCUGUCGCCCUCCACAAUCCGCAUCGUCAACUACAACCGGCCCAACUGCGAAACGAACGGCGUGCACACGAUUGCCAUUGAGGACGACGCAGGUGCCUUGCUCUGGUCCGGCCAACUCACAAAGGGAACGGGGCGACGCAACAAACCGCCGAUUGUGGAGGCCGAGCUGUCGUGGCCGUCGCCAGCAGAGGAGGAUGGUGAUGGUGAUGGCGAUGAUGAUGAUGAUGAUGAUGAUGAUGGUGGUGGCGGGGAUGAGGUGGACGCAGCCGCAACGGGUGAAGCGGAGAAGAACAUCGGCGGUGGGGAUCAUGCCACUGGCAACGCGGAUACAGCAACACCGCCUGCACCACAACACCAACAUGCCGGCACGACGGGAACGGCAACGGCUGGGCGAUCGCCGGCGCCGCUGCACCGCGGGUUGCGGUCGUCGAGUGCACGCGUGUCGCGCCCGCCGCCACCCUGGAUCCCAACAGCGGACGGCCCUGUAGCCGCCACUCCCGGCAGUGGCGACGACGAUGGCGAGCGGGUGCACGUGCGGUCGUCGAGUGCGCGGACACCAACUCGCGCGCGCCCGGCGAGUGGACGGCGGGUGUCGUCGCCGGCGCUGUGGCUGAAGCGCGCGCCACUGCAGCGAGCAGCGUCGGGGUCCCUGCUCAGGGAGCUGGAGGGGGCGACUGGCAAUGACGGUGGUGGCGGUGGUCAUCGUGAUAGCAGCAGUGGCAGAGGCAGUCGUCCCGUGUCGCGAUUGUCUGUGAAGGCGGCAGCGGCAGCAGUGCUGGUGCCGGAGCUGGAGAGGAAGCAAGACAACGCGCGCCAGACCACGGCCACCACGGCGAGUGUGGGCGGGCGCGGUGAUGACGGCGCGAUGGAGCGAUCAAUGGACGGACUGAACGCGUUUCGGAAGCUGCAGGCGUCGCGAAUUGAUGCGCCGGACUUCCAGCAGAUGCUCAACACGAGCCUGAGCCAAGAGUUCAGAAGGCUGUGGGGAGCAGAAGAGAGGGAGGCGCAUGCCACAGCGCAUGGCAGCGGUGACCACGAUGAUGAUGGUGGUGGCAAGGAGGAGAAUGCCAACGCGGUCAUGAUGGCAAACUCGGCAUUCGAUAAAGUGCUGAAACAGCAGCGGCACAGACAGGACCAGCAGCCACAUCAGCAGCCACAACAACGCCUACACGCGGACAAUGAACGGGAAGAGAUGAUGGCCGAGCACGAGAGGGGUGCACACGACCACAUCGAUGGUGCCCAAGACCAGCUCUUUCCGCAAGACCUCACGCAACAGGAGCAAGGGAAACAACGCAGCGGAGCAGAUCAAGGCUUUGAACAACAGCAGCAGGAGCAGCAGCAACAUGCUGGUGACCGUUUUGGUGCUGGUGACGGCGGCGAUGGUGGUGCAUAUGGGGUCGCUGUCUCGACAGCAGUCCCAUGCGGCAUCUUUGAGGAGCGGCCGAUGGGCCAGCGCGUUGUGCUGCACCUGCACUCAACAUGGGGUGACCCGCACUACAUUGGCCUGACCGGCGUCGAAGUGUUUUCGCCCGCCGGCCAUUCGCUCCGCUGCACCUCCGUCACCGCGGACCCGCCCGAUCUCCGCAUCAUCUCUGGUUACGACCAGGACCCGCGUGUUGUUGACAACCUCGUUGACGGCACCAACUGCACCUGCGAUGCCAUGCACAUGUGGUUGUGCCCCUGGCUUGGUCCACACCACUCCCACACCGUCACGCUCCUCUUCCCGCAGCAAACGGAGAUUGGUGCUGUGCGCGUGUGGAACUACAACGAGUCGCGCACAUCGUCCUACCGCGGCGUGCGCGAGCUCUCCCUGCACGUUGACGGGCGGUGCGUGUUUCGCGGGGAGAUACGGCAGGCGACAGGCAGCGUCUCGACCCCACACGAGCUGUUUGAGCUGCUGCUGUUUGUGCCGCCGGCAUCGGGCGUGCUGCAGGGCAUCGAGGCCUUUGACGCCGUGCAGCGCGCACGUGUACGCGGCGCCAAUCGUGGUGCUGGCCGUGGCGCUGGCGUCGCGGGUGGCAAUGAUGAUGGUGGCGGAGGUGAAGGUGAUGGUGAGGGCGAUGGGGAUGAGGACGGGUUCCUGCCGCCACGGCCCGCGACGCGCGGGGAGGAUGGACCCGUUGACAUCAGCGCAGACGCAGCGGCGGUGCAGCAGCUGCUGGAGGAGCUGCAGGGCGAUGACGGCGGCACUGGCAAUGGUUGUGCUGGUGGUACUGGGGGUGACGACGCCGCCGACGCUGGUGGUCGCGGCGACGGGGCGGAGGGCGGCUUUCAGCUGCCCGUGUUUGAGGACACGGCGUCAGGUUUUGAUGAGACACCAGUUGGCGUGUCGUCAUCAUCACCAGCCACAUCGUCGGCGGCGUCGACGUCCACGCUGCCAAAGGGUACGCGGUUUCAACUCAACUUUGUGGAGACGUGGGGCGAUCCGUACUACCUUGGUCUCACCGGUCUACAGCUCAUCGACGAACACGGCGGUGUGAUUGCUGUGUCGAUGCGCCAAGUGGAAGCGGUGCCGCGCGAUUUGAAUGAUCUUCCAAACGUUUAUGAUGACGACCGCACACUCGACAAGUUGUUUGAUGGCACCAACAUCACCACCGAUGACGAGCACAUGUGGCUCAUCCCCUUUACCCCCACCGGUGACCAUCUCAUCACUUUCUUCUUUGAUACACCGACGACCGUCAGCGCUCUCCGGUUCUACAACUACAACAAGAGCGCGGAUGAUAUUUAUCGCGGAGCUAAACGGGUAUUUGUGUCUGUGGAUGAUACGGAUGUGUCACCGUCUGGCGGGUAUCUCAUCUGCAUUGCGCCGGGCAGCGCUGCGUUUGACUUUGCCCACACCGUCUCCCUGCACCCACGACAUCGCCGCUACCCGCCAGCGUCCAUCCACCACAAGCAGCUCACACCGAGGUGGAACGCCACCAACUCCUACAUUGUGCCGGCACCGCCGCGUGUGCUGCGUCUCUCGCUGCGCUUGAUUGACACGUGGGGCGACCUCCACUACAUUGGACUCAACGGCCUGCAGCUGCUCGAUGCCUUUGGCGCCGAAAUUCCACUCACACCGCAGAACAUCCACGCCGUGCCCGAGAGUGUGAAUGUGCUGCCGGGCGUCUCUGGGGAUGCGCGCACUCCAGAUAAGCUGGUGGACGGACACUACAACACCAACAACGACUAUCACAUGUGGUUGACACCACACACCCCGGGGAAGGCGGCCGUGGUUGAGGUGUUGCUGCCGCAGCCAAUUAUGCUGGGGGCGCUCAAGCUGUGGAACUACUCGAAAACACCAAAGCGCGGCGUGCGACACCUGCAGCUGUGGGCAGACGGAAGGAUUAUGUUUGAGGGCUUUGUGCAUCCUGGCCAACAGCAGCGGGGCCACGUCGCGCUGCCGUUUGGCACAGACAUGGAUGUGGACCAUCACCAGGCCAUUGUGUUUGCCCCAAAUCUGCUGGACAAGCCUGACCUGGAUCUCCACCCAAUGCGAGCGCUGGAGCGAGCAGUGGACAAGGUCAUCCUCAUCAACGAUGGCGUUUGGCUGACCGACUUUCCGUUGGAGAAGCAAGCAUCCCACCACGCCCCACGACCCAAGACCAGCGUCGUUGGCUCCAUGUGCUAG
Molecule: messenger RNA, 5697 nt
Organism: Salpingoeca rosetta
Lineage: Eukaryota; Choanoflagellata; Craspedida; Salpingoecidae
Exons: 17
Coding region: 1-5697 (1898 amino acids)
Source: RefSeq, a predicted model, not a curated record